CCCACCGUUUACACUCGCCUCUGGAGAUAGAAGAAUUACUGAUCAUCUCCCGCCAACUUUGCCAACCAGAACAACUCAACUCCUCCAAAAUGUCCUCGCCUCAACCUCCUCCACCUCCACCGCCCAACACCCGCCGCAUCAUAACCCACAACGCCUCCCGCACCGCCACCAUCGCCAUCAACGCCCCAAAAGAGCCCACCGCCCUCGCAGACGGCACAUACCUCAACGCCCUCUGGUCGUCCACCGAGAUCCCCGCCACGAUCGACCAGGACCCAACCAAGAUCCAACCCGAAUCGACCGCCGCCACAAACAGCGGCUCCGUCUUCUGCACCUACGAUCUGCCCCCGCGAUACGAGGGGCCGAUGCAUCGCUCCGUCACCCUUGAUUAUGUCACCGUCACCCGGGGCGUGGUCACGCUGAGCACGGAUGAUGGGUCCACGGCGACGCUGCAGGCGGGCGAUACGGUCGUGCAGAGGGGCACCAUGCACAAGUGGGGGAAUCCGUCGGAUGAAUGGGCUAGAUUGACUUCGGUGAUGGUGCAGGCGCGGCCGGUCGUGGUGGAGGGGGAGGAGAUGGGGGCUGUGUGGCCAUUUUAGUUUCUUUGGUAUUGCAGGGGUGAGAUGUGGUGUUCGAUUUGUUAAGCGCAGCAGUUUGUGGGCUUGUACGGCUAAAAUCACUGUGCUGGUG
Aspergillus uvarum CBS 121591 is the source of this 687-nucleotide messenger RNA. Its product is annotated as cupin domain-containing protein. The record is from RefSeq and is a predicted model, not a curated record. The transcript has a single exon. NCBI's taxonomy places the organism in Eukaryota, Fungi, Ascomycota, Eurotiomycetes, Eurotiales, Aspergillaceae. Bases 90 to 596 code for a protein of 168 amino acids.